Messenger RNA from Galleria mellonella (greater wax moth), 4810 nucleotides. RefSeq names its product zinc finger protein 836-like. Gene Ontology annotation, molecular function: DNA-binding transcription factor activity, RNA polymerase II-specific; RNA polymerase II cis-regulatory region sequence-specific DNA binding. Gene Ontology annotation, biological process: regulation of DNA-templated transcription. The coding region runs from base 364 to 1980 and encodes 538 amino acids. Lineage: Eukaryota; Metazoa; Arthropoda; Insecta; Lepidoptera; Pyralidae. The record is from RefSeq and is a predicted model, not a curated record. The transcript is spliced from 9 exons.
CAAGCUAUAAUUUAUUUUUACUACCAUAUUCAUAGUCUAAUUCUUUAUUUCGCAAAAAGGAAAUAUUUAUUUCAAUUCAAAUUGCUAUAAUAUUUAGUGGUGUUCAAUUUAUUUUUAUUAGUAUUGAACUAGGUAGAUAUAUAUUUUUGACCGGUUAAAUAUAAAUGGAUGAUAACUUUGCUUUGCUUCCUUUUCGCUCGUUAUGUGAAAAAAAUUAAAAUGGCGGGUGGUAUUUGUUCUUGAUAUGAUUUUAGUUUCAUUUUAUUGAUAGUAAUAUUGUGCCUGAUACUUACCUAAAAUAAGAUAUAUAUAUAUAUAAAGAAGUUGUUUAGCUGCUGUAUCUCAAAGAAAAUAACAAGUAAAAUGGCAUCAGACGAUGAAAUGUUUGUUAUAAUCGUCGACGAUGAUUAUGAUGAUUUAGAAUCUAGGAGUGAAAAUACAAAAUUUCUGAUGAAUUUUGAAGUUAAAGAAGAACCUUUGGAUGAAGAUACCGAAAAAAAAGUUGAUACUGAUAUUUUACAAAUGGCAUUAAGGUAUGGGCAGGUAGAAUAUAUUUUGCCUGAUAAUUCUAAUACAAAUCGUAUUAAUGAAGUUCAAAUUAAACUAGAAUUAAUAGAAAAUUGUAACGAAAACGCAGUAAAACAGGAAGAUCUUCAUCCUGAAGAGAGUUACAACACAGGUGAACAGGAGGAUGAUGCAGAUCCUGACCAAGGUGGUGGUACUCAUAGCGAUGAGGAAUAUUCCCCUGAAGUAGAGUAUGUGGAAAGUGAUGAUGUUAUAUCUGAUGACAACAUCAGAACAUUUGAAGGAUUUAAUAAAAAAGAAAGUAUAGUACGUGUUUUGAAACCAGAACAGUGGAUAUCAUUUGUAGAUGUUUUAAGACAUAAAAAUCCAGAGCUCAAACAAGACUCGACUAAGUUAGUGAAUGCUUUGGUGGAAGUUAUGAAAGGAAUUAAAAGACCACCACCACCUUCAAAUUACUAUGUAAUGAAAAAAGACCUUUAUGAGUGCGUAUUUUGUGGUGCUCGCACAAAGACAAACCCUGCCGCCUGGCUUCACUAUCAAGAAAAGCAUGGGAAACGUUACCUCACCUGCUUUGCUUGUGGCAUGACGUUCAGAAGCACAACAAAUUUAUACAAACACGAGAAACUGUGUCCAGCACCAGACGCUACCGUCGUGUUAAAAGCUCGCGCGCUUACCCUCGGCCGUAAGGGGCGCAGUCGUCCGUUCAUGCCAAAAUACGAUAAAAAAGCGCAGCAGAAUAAAACACGAUACCCAUGUGAGUUGUGUUCAGCGGUGUUCAACAGCAAAUACAACUUGAGGUCGCACGAGUAUUUACAUCGCGGCGAGCGGCCGUACCGUUGUCACGCCUGCCCUGCUGCGUACACAAGCGUAUCUGCUCUAAGGCGCCACGAAGCGAAGCAUAGCAACAUCAAGUUUAUAUGCGAUCACUGUAAACGAGAGUUUGUAUCGAAAACUAAUCUUGUCACACACAUGGAUACUCAUCUACCGGAGCCCCGGUUCGCGUGUGACGCUUGUCCGCGGCGAUACGCGACUCGCGCGGCGCUGCAGCUGCACCAGCGCCGGGAGCACCUGCGGCUGCCGCCACCCUGCGCCUGCCAGCUUUGUCCUAGAAGAUAUCCACGUAUGUCAGUAUUGAAAAAUCAUAUGAGAAAAGUGCACGGGAUGGUUUUGAUGACACGCAGGAUGUUUUUCAAGCAACUACCAUCGCUACCCGACUCUCAAUUAGUGCAACCUAACGCGCCCACAACUAAAAUUAAUUUAAUAGAACCUGUAGACAAAGAUGAAGAGAUUUUAGACGAGCAGACAGGUUUGAUUCAACGGAGAAACUUAAACGAUGUAAUGACGUCACUGACAUGUCCGGUGUCUUACAUAUUCACCAAAAUAAAGGAUGGUAUGCAGAAUGAAGACGAUAGGGAAAGGAGAAAAAACCGAAAGAAAAAUAAUAAGGCGUCAUAGAGCAUUAUAUAUAUAUAUAUAUAUAUAUAUAUAUAUAUAUAUAUAUAUAUAUAUAUAUAUAUAUAUAUAUAUAACCUGCUUACCCUACAUUUUUUAUUAAUCUAUUCCCUGCAUUCUACAUAAAUUACAAACGAAUUUAUUGUUUUUUUAUUUUUUAUUUUACACAUUAUUUAACAAUUUAAAUAUGUCUUUUUAUCAAAUGUAAUAAUUUAAAAAGAAAACACAAAAAGUGUUUUACAUAAAUUCAUUUUUAAAUUAGUUAUUUAUUUAUUUAUUAAGGACAAUAGCACAUUAUUACACAUGAUAAUAUUAUACAUAAAGUUUUAAAAAUGACCCAAAAAGUUUUAAAAUAAAAACAAAACAAUUGUGUCAAGUAAACAGAAAAACAACAGAUAGAUACGUUUUCGCUGCCGCAUGCGGCAUGCAUGCAUGCAUGUUCUUUCAUACGAAUAUUAUAACAAAAACUUGUCUAUUCGUUUGUCAUUUGUAUAGAACUCUCCUAGUCCUACUAUUCAGUCAACUGACUGAAUAUAGAUAGAUACAGGUGUAAAAGUUUGAGUACAUUAAGCCGAAAUCCAAGAGUAAUAAUGUAAUUGUACAAUUUCUCCAAGGAACUAUAAAAAAAAAAUGUAUUAUUAAUUUUUUAAAAGCCAAAAAUUAAAAAAAAAAAUUAUAUGUCAAUAUAUAUUUACACUCUGUGGGAAUACUUUAUAUAGUAUAUGCAUUAAGGUGCAAGUGACAGGACAUUAAAUCUAUAGAAAAAAAUACCAAAUUUUUUUUUUUGAUGUGUGAAAAUGGUAUGGUAACCCCACCUGCGCUAACGGGAUAUGCUGGCGGAGCACCAGUGAAGGGUGAUAGAUGAGAAUGAAAACAGACCAGUUAGCCCAUCAUGAUGAAUUCAUCAGGAAUUAACCAUGAUAGUUUCCAGGUGGAACCGCGAGGAGGUCGACCUGGUUGGGUAUAUUGCUAACAAUGGGAUUCUCAGUCUCCAUUACUAACAAUCCCUUUCCCCCCUUCCCCCAAAAUCUUUAUUGAUUCAAUAAAACAUUGUGAACAAAUAUCAGUUACGAUUUUUAGUUUGACAUUGAUUUCAAUUUUAUGAAAAUUUAUGGAUCGACGCCCUCCUCGCUUUUAAUUGCUGUGCCCUACAGGGUCUACAAUAUACUAUACCAAUUACUAACGUCUUUUAUAAUAAUAUUGUAGAAUGCAAUAAAUAAAUUGAAUUGAAUUCAAAAAUAUAGUAGAAAAUGCCAUAAAUUGUUAGCCCUCCAACGAACCAUGCUACGAAGCGCAGGAUAUAUUGGAAUUGAACUAAAAUAUACAUAAAUGAUCAUAAUUAUAUUUGUAACAAGUCUAAUAUGCCCUUUGAGAAAAAUUCUUCAGUUACAAAUGGUACUUGGAUUAAGACUUUUUAUACUUUUUCUUGUUAUUCCUUGUGCCCUUAACAAAUUUAGUUAGGAAUUUGUUAUCUAGUUUUUAUUGUGCAGUAUAAUAAAGACAAAGCACUGACAGAACAAGUUUCAGUUGGUGUGUGUAGCAAGACUAUAUGUGUCAAAUGUAAAAGCUGUGAUACAAGCAUUGUGCAUCACAAUAUCACAUCACAUACUUUCUUAUAAUACAUACAUAUUAACUUAUAAUCUGAGAUGCAUCAGGUUUUUUUUUUUAAUGAAUACAAUGGUAACCUUGCUUACACUAUUGGUACGUGUGUAACUGAAAUAUAUAUAUAUAUAUAUAUAUAUAUAUAUAUAUAUAUAUAUAUAUAUAUAUAUAUGUACAUAUUUUUUUUUAUUAAAAAAAUUUAUAAUGAAUAAACUGUUAACCAGUGUGGCGGUAACUGUACUAAUAACUUUGUAUAUUUGAUUUUAAAAUUUAAUUAUACGCUGUCGGGGUACCAGUAAAGAACAAUAUGUGAGAUAUCAGGCCCUCUAGACAAGUGGCAAGCGAAUUCGUCGAUGGAAUCGAUAUUGCUAGUGAAUCCGUGAGUUAGAAUGGAACAUCCGACAUUGCUAUUUCAUUCUAUCUCACGGACUCGCUAGCUAUGUCGAUUCUAGCGACUAAUUCGGUUGUCACUUGUCUACGAGGGCCAGGUCAGCCUGGUUUCUGGGAAAGUCAACUUACUAGCAAAUGGGGCUGUAAAACCCCAUUAGUAACUACGCUCUUCCCCUCGGUAGCAAUGUUAUGACUUAACAUUGUAUUGUGUAAUAUGUACUAACAUAUUUGAGGCCUAUAAAAUGAAAGGCAGCUAAACGUCAUAAAUUUGAUUUCAUUUUCACUCUGUAUUCAAAUAUAGAAGGAGUUCUAUUAAUUAAAAUCCAAAUUAUUACUAAUAUUCUUAUUUUUUUUUCAAUACGGUUAAAGAUAUAGAAUAUCGUUCCAUAUCCUUGACAAAAUAUUAGUUUUUGUAGUUUUCUGAACAUUUAACGGACUUAUUUAUUCUUACUUACUUAUUCUUACUUUCCUAUACAUAGCCCAAUAAAAAACAACUUUAUCAAGCUAUUUGACAAAUUUACAAAUUAACAAAUACUAGAAUGCAAUAAUAUAAAUAAAUAUAAUAUGUUUAUUUGUUUAUGCAUUGUUAUUUCAAUGAAGAUAUGCUAAGAUUUUUUGAGUCGAGUAUAGAAAAGUAAAAUAUAUAUGUUCUCGAAAUGUGUCAUAAAAACAACAUUGUCUAACAGCUUCUUUGUAGAUCGCCAUUUAUAGGUAUUUAUAAAUUUAGUUUACUGGUGCAUAAGCAAACUACAAUUUGUUAUAAUUUAUUUAUCUUAAUUUCCUUUAAAGUGUUGAAUGAAAUACAUCCAGAAAGAUCAAUUUAAAUAUUUGUUUUAUUUAA